AUGAAAAAACGUUUUUGGUGUGUUGUGAACCCCUUUGAAGUGAAAGACUCUCCCCGUAAUUGUAACCGAGCAGGUUCGCGGACAUUUCGACAAAAGAAAAGUAAUUCUUCAGCUGCUAGUGGAGAUUAUGCUAGAAAUGGGAUUUCCUCUUCAUCAGGAGUAACUACAAAUGCCAAUGGGGUUUGUGUACUUCCACCCGAAGCCGCUGGAACGCUCGGAAGUGGAGAUCUUAAACAAGCGGUUAGACUUCCUACCGGAGAGGAUUUAUGUGAAUGGGUCGCAGUUAAUACUGUGGAAUUCUUCCAACAAAUCAACAUGCUCUAUGGCACCCUGGCUGAGUUUUGUACUGACACAACCUGUCCCACCAUGUCGGCAGGACCGCGUUACGAGUACUACUGGGCUGAUGGGCAGACCGUGAAAAAGCCGGUCAAGUGCUCCGCUCCACGCUACAUCAACAAUCUCAUGGUUUGGACGCAAAAUCACCUCGAAAAUGAAGCCAUCUUUCCCUCAAAAAUUGGUGCGUUUGUGUGGUAA
Rodentolepis nana is the source of this 534-nucleotide messenger RNA. The record is from the annotation of a GenBank genome assembly. NCBI's taxonomy places the organism in Eukaryota, Metazoa, Platyhelminthes, Cestoda, Cyclophyllidea, Hymenolepididae.